UUUCAUAGUUACAUUUGCUUUCAUAGGAUGUGUUUUAGCUUAUCAGCUUUGGAUAGCAAAGUUCAUGCUUUGUGGCCAGCCAGAAGUGCAUCCGGAAGUGAGAAAGGAGGAGAAAUGAACUGCAGCAUAACAAACAUAGAACCAGCGAUGGUGUGGUAGCGGACAGCUGUGUUUUGGAUAAGCAAGUAGCCAAAGAGGCCACCUGGCUCUGUUUUGAUUCCAGCUGCUUGCAGUUUUGGUGCCUGGAUUGAGACCUCUGCAGUGACAGUGAUCGCUAGCCAGCAAGCCCACAUGCACCCUUGGCUCUUCACCAGCAGAGAGGAACUGUGCUGACAUUUGACAACUGGCAGUGACCCUCCAUUGCAUCAGCAUCCCCACAACCACUGGAAAGAAUUGCUGAACUAGAGGCAGAAGCUGACUACAUUACCAUCCCUGCCAGAUGACCACUGACCAGCAAUCCAAAGCAGCACCAAUCAAGAGAGAGAUACGCCCAUCUGCCUCCCAGCCACAGAUGAGGAGAAUGACCUGCCCAUAGCUUCUUAGAGGGGAAUGACUUCUCUCCAUGCUUUUAUUUGUGCCUCCUUAGCCCACCAGCAGGCUCAGCCAUCUCAGUGAGACCCUUCCCUGAUCCCCGCUGGGCAUGUCAGCUUCCAAUGUGUCUCAGACAUGCAAGGAUUACAGCUUCAACCACCACUUCCUCCUGCCUGGCUACAUCCUGAUAUUCAUUACAGGUUUGAUGCUGAAUGUGAUGGCCCUAUGGAUAUUCAUCCGCUACUUGCGCCUGAAGUCUGUAGUGAUGAUCUACAUGUUCAACCUGGCCAUAAGUGACCUCACCUUCACACUCCCUCUGCCACUGCGACUCUACUACUAUUCCAACCAUCACUGGCCCUUUGGUAACACCCUGUGUCAGGUCUCUGGCUCUGUCUUUCAGAUCAAUAUGUAUGGUAGCUGCCUCUUCCUCAUGUGCAUCAACCUGGAUCGCUAUGUUGCCAUUGUCCACCCGCUUCGCUGGCGGCACCUGCGGCGCCCCAAGGUGGCCAAGCUCCUUUGCCUGUUUGUCUGGGUUGUGAUCUUCAUGGGCUCUAUCCCCACUGCCAUAGUCCACAAGCAAAACCACUGUGAGGAACACAACCAGACCACUUAUCUGUGCUUUGAAAGCUUUAGUAACAACAUAUGGCAGCAUAACCUCUUCCCCCUAGUUGUCCUGGCUGAAAUCUUGGGGUUUCUCCUGCCUCUCAGCUCUGUGACAUACUGCUCGAUUCGAAUCUUUCAGGAGCUCUGCCAGGACAGCCAGACGAAGACCCUGAGACAGCAGAAGACUGUCCGUCUCCUUUUUGUCAAUCUGGUCAUCUUUAUCAUCUGCUUUGUGCCUUACAACACUACCCUGGCAGUUUAUGGGAUGAUAAAGGCCCAGGUGAUGAAGGUAGAGGAACAAACAAAGGCCUCCGUGCGCCAAGUGUUAAUUACAACAAUGCUGUUGGCCAGCAUGAACUGCAUGCUGGACCCCCUGAUCUACUACUUUAGUACUGAGGGUUUCCGUAACACCCUUAAGAAACUGCGGAGGGGACAAGCCUGGGACUCAGACAUAGGGACGCUUAAGAAUCAGGUUGUGGAGAAUAAGUCAUCCCGAGUCCAUGCUGUCUCAGAAGUAAAACAAUUCCCCGCUGAAAAGUUUAUCCAUCCCAAUGAAUCUUUGCCACCACUUCCUACUGCAGUAUUUUUGAAUAGCCCUAUUGAGGACUCGGAAAUAUAACCACAGAAAGGUCACACCAUUGCAGGGUCACCCAUUCAAUAAUUACAGCAAGACUGAGGGAAACAGCUCAGGGUAACUUAGCGAACUGUUUGAGGGAGCACAGCAGACUGUAUGUGGGUGAACAUGAUGAUACAAACCUGAAGGAUGAUAGGUUGUUUUGAAUAAACAGAGGUGUCUUGGUGA
Phalacrocorax carbo (great cormorant) is the source of this 1936-nucleotide messenger RNA. Lineage: Eukaryota; Metazoa; Chordata; Aves; Suliformes; Phalacrocoracidae. The record is from RefSeq and is a predicted model, not a curated record.